AUGUCGACACUGUCACAGUCACCAACAGCAACGACGUCCAAAGCAGAUCUCGAAUUGCGAAAGAUAAUUGAUGCUGGUGUAUUACGAUUCAACAAUUCAGCAAAAGAUGGUAUAAAAUACUUGGUAUCAGCUGGGGUUCUAGACGACGACCCUGCGGAAAUCGCGGAGUUCCUGGCUAAGCAAGAAAAUCUGGAUAAGCACGUCAUAGGAGAAUAUUUGGGGAAAGAUAAUGAAUUCAAUAUAGCGGUCCUCAAUCGCUUCGCCCAACUGUUCGACUACCGAGAUCUGCCAGCGGAUGAGGCUCUCCGGUUGUUCAUGUGCAGAUUUGCCAUGCCUGGAGAGGCCCAACAGGUCUAUCGUAUACUGGAACGUUUCUCUACCUACUAUGCUGCUACUUGCUCUUCCCUCAAUCGAGACCAAGUUCAUAUCCUGGCUUAUGCUCUCAUUAUGCUCAACGUGGACGCCCAUAACCCUCUAGUUACGGACAAAAUGACUAGAGACCAAUUUAUCAACAAUACCAUGCCCGAAGUCAGCCCAGGGUGUACGGCUGAGGAGCUUGGGCAAAUGUAUGAUAGAAUAGUAGCUAAGGAAUUCCGACCAGACACUACUCCACAGGAACUAAUGUAUGUGCGGUUGGCUAAGAAUCCUCAGUACUCAGCUGAUGAGAAAAAUGUAGCAGCAUCAGCAGAAGAUAUUCAUCGAAUGAAAAAGGGCGACAACUUCUUGAAAUUUGGCAGGAGAGGACGACCCCAUCCACGACGCGUCUUCUUAUCAGAGGAUGAGAGUAGAAUAUGUUGGAUGGAGCCUACGGAGUCUCGUGGUGGUCGGCUAGGCUCGUUGCUCAACCAUGAUGCUGCCGUGCCACGCGGCAGGGCAGUUGUUACCGGUGGUCGGCCCGCUACGGCCCCGCCUGCUUCUGAGGUUAGCAACGGUGGUACCGGGGGCCGCAGUCCGGAUGCUACUAGCGAACUGAUGGUAUCUGGCAAGGCUAUGCCAAUAGCAGGCGCUGGCGAUCUAGCUACUACUGGAGUUUCGGCAACCCACAGUCUGCGCAACAUACGGCUGGAUGAAGUGACGGGACUAUGUGUGGGCACGUCGGGGUCUAGUGUGUUUCGGAAACAGUGGGUGCCCGAGACGGCACCGCCUGGUGUAGACAUGCGUAUGUGGUUGAGGUUUUUCCAUUAUGUGUUAUCGGAGAGAGAAGCUAAGAUACGGGCUAGCGCUGACCCUGUUAAGGAGGCCCUAGAGAUGCAGCGUGCAGGGGCUAAGCGUUUGAGAAGAUGGAAGGAGGAGAUCCUACCUAACUGGGCGAAGCAUUGGACUACUGGUGCCCAGGCUGGGUCCGGAACUCAGAGUAGAAACCCCGAGGGGUUCCGUAGUAGAGGCCUGCGUAUGUUGGAAAACGCUACGCAUAGGAUAAUAGUCAGCGAUCGGCAGCCCAAUGAGGCUCUCACAUUCCAAAUGUUUUAUUCUGGAGGAUUCGCCCUCGACAGGGGCCAGAGACUGGAAACGGCAAGGACGCCAACACUGGUGAAUCUAUGGCUUGAAGGGAAAGUUGUGCAGUGGUUGCAUACCUUUGCGACACGAGAGCAGCUCGAAGGCUUUCUGGAUGUUGCUACAGAGAACGGCUAUAGACGGAUGAGGGCCCAUGAGAGCGGACCAUCAACAGUCCAUCCACAGACAGACGCGGCGACUUCUGUUGGAUCACAUUCUAGAUUUGGGGACUCGACUGUGAUCUGUGAAAGAUGCCGAAAGCUGGCCAUAAGUAAAAAGUUGAGUACAAAGAGAACAUGGAGUGAGCCGUGGGAGAAUGCAUGGAUAGGUGGAGGGAGAGCGGACACGUCUGGAGAGGAUGCGAUGAUACGGAAAGGGCUGCUGAUAUUAUUGUCGGAUCUCAUCAAGGCGUUCAUUGUGUAUAGAUCGGAUGUUGGCUACGUUCCUGGCAUGAUAUCGCUGUGCGCCACCGUGUUGGUCAAUGUCGGACCUCAUCCAGUCGGACAAGUUUUCUGUACUCUGGCAAAUUUAAUGCAUCAAUAUUACUUCCUCGACGUAUACAUGGUGAAGCGAAGGAAUAUGAAAAUGCGAUUUGAUUUUCUUGAAGUUCUACUGCGGGAGAGGGCGCCUUUCCUCGAGAAGCAUUUUUCGAUAUUGCAGCUAACCCCAGAGGUGUACUUCCUUCCCUGGCUAACCAGUGUCUUCACCCGAUGUAUGCCGUUUCAUGCGGUCUGUCGUAUGUGGGAUGGGUUCUUGCUCCUUGGUGAGGCUCAUGUGUUCACUUGUGCAUUAGCACUACUAUGGUAUCAUGAGCAUGCUCUGAUGACUUCCGGAUUCGGAGGCUGUUUGGAGAUUCUUACCUCGCCACCAGAUGAGCGCUUAUUCGAUGAGAAUAAGUUCUUUGAUUACUAUAUGAAACUACCGGAGACAGUGGUCCCCAACGAGCGUCUAGGAGCAUGGAUGGCGGCCCAACGGUUGGGUGAAGAGAAGACCUCCUUGUUUGAGCUAUUGUUCUCCUAAGUAGCGACGCGGCGCCUGAGUAGUCUCAUAAGCUCCUCUCUGCUGAGCCUGGGGACGAAUACUAUUGAGGAUCGGGUCUUUCCGGAGACUACCUUUUCAUUGUCACCAUUCUACAUAUUAUCAUUGCAUAAUUGCAAGUAGUCAUCAU
This is a messenger RNA of Perkinsus marinus ATCC 50983, 2662 nucleotides long. RefSeq names its product guanyl-nucleotide exchange factor, putative. The record is from RefSeq and is a predicted model, not a curated record. Gene Ontology annotation, molecular function: guanyl-nucleotide exchange factor activity. Gene Ontology annotation, biological process: regulation of ARF protein signal transduction. Bases 1 to 2514 code for a protein of 837 amino acids. Lineage: Eukaryota; Perkinsozoa; Perkinsida; Perkinsidae. The transcript has 18 exons.